UCCCCGGAUGUUGCCCCACGCUUGCUCAUGUCCCGGAUGUACCUACAUUUUAGUAGAGGAACAAAAAAUGGGCUCAUUAUCAAGCUUCACCAAACCGUUUAAAUUAUCCCCACACACGAUUAUUGUACAUGUAUGAGGACCAGGCCGCAGUUCUGAGCAGAGUCCACGUCCACAGUCUCCGUGUCUGUACAGUGAUUCAUGAAAUCGAACAGAGUGCAGUUGGAGGUGAGAGCUGCGGGCCGAGUGUGUUGACACCGUUAGAGCUGCUUCACACUACUGACAGGGCCUUCCACCAUCCCUUCACCCGUCAUCUGCCUAGCGAAGAGUGAUGACCUCACAGCAGCAUGGGAAUGCCAACCCUGCCCUCCUCUCGCCACAGAACUCUUCAUCAAGUCAGGGCAGGCAACACAUUUCCCGUUCCCCGAUAGACUCGUAUUCCCGCUCUGGGCUUUCCUUUCCUCGGAGAGGCUGGGUUGCAGGGUCCUCAUCUGCAGCAGCUCAUGGUAACUCUCUUGCGCUCUCUCUGAGCCGAUUGGCUCCGGCGUCCUGCAGUCUAUCCUCCUCGUCUCGGAGACCUGCUUCUGGUCGGGUGGAGCCGUGGCCGGAGGAGGCAGUGGAUGACGCAUAUGGGCUUUACUCUCUUCACCGCAUGUUUGAUAUUGUGGGCGCGCAGCUGACGCACCGAGACGUACGUGUGCUGUCCUUCCUUUUUGUGGACGUUAUUGAUGAGUACGAGAGAGGAGGGAUACGGAGCGGGCGAGAUUUCCUACUCGCGCUUGAGCGUCAGGGGCGAUGUGACGAGACAAACUUCCGGCAUGUUCUUCAGCUGCUCCGCAUCAUCACUCGCCAUGACCUGCUGCCAUACGUCACGUUGCGCAAGAGACAGACAGUGUGCCCAGAUCCAGUCGAUAAAUACCUGGAGGAGACGUCAGUCCGUUAUGUUUCUCCCAGAGGAGCAGGAGAAGCACAGCAGGAGACUCCUUACAGAAGAACAGGACACCAGCCAUUGAUCUGCUGUCCUCCAUCAGGACCCCAGGUAUGCCCAUCCCGUGCUAAACCAACCCCACCUCUGCCAAGCAGGAAAAGAAAGAGGUCUCACACGACAGCUGACUGCAGAGAAAAACAGACCUGUGACAUACGACUGAGGGUGCGUGCGGAGUACUGUCAGCACGAGUCGGCCCUACAAGGAAAUGUCUUCUCCAACAAGCAGGAGGCGCUGGAGAGGCAGUUUGAGCGGUUCAACCAGGCCAACACCAUCCUCAAAUCCCGUGACCUGGGUUCCAUCAUAUGUGACAUCAAGUUCUCAGAGCUGACCUACCUGGACGCCUUCUGGCGGGACUACAUCAAUGGCUCACUAUUGGAAGCCCUGAAGGGUGUUUUCAUCACAGACUCUCUAAAGCAGGCAGUGGGCCAUGAGGCCAUUAAGCUCCUGGUGAACGUGGAUGAGGAAGACUACCAAGCUGGCAGGAGGAAGUUGCUGAGGAACCUGGUGGCGGGAGGUGCUGGUGCAGGGACGGGGAGCAGGGAGGGUCCCUUGUCCUAGUGGUGGGAUUGACUCGAAAGGACGCCAUGUACUCUGGGUCCUCCAGGCUGGAGAGAUGAUCGGCACUGAUGGUGAUGGGUGUAUAGUGGGUGGUGUUCUCUGGGAUGUACCAGCUGUUGGCAGAACGGACAACUGUCAGUUUGUGACCUCGCUGAUGAAGCUCUCGUAGCAAAAUGUCCAUGUUAAGCCAGUGGCUUCCAUCCACUGGGUACACCAGGAUCUUCCCAGCCAGGGAAAGGGGCGGGACACUCCAAAGGAAGGCAACAAGGACAAAGACUGAGGGAUGCAGCAACAUUGUCUGAAAAUAUAUGAUUGGUUAGGCAGUCAUAAUCAAAAUGUGGCCAAUGGAAAAAUUGCUUGUGCUUAUAACUUAGAAACCAAUGUGGGUCCAGUGUUGUUUGGACCUCUUGGACUUUCAAAAAAAUCAAGUUAAUUUGCUAUUUUGUAAGCUGUAAUAAAGUAAUCGAUUAGUAUGAUUACAGAAAGCAGGCAGUGUACAAUGUUUUUGAUAAUAAUGUAUAGUUAGUGUAAAAGAAGUAUUAUUCCCAGAUCAUAUAUGAUUGCAAAUUGAUAUCACAAUCUCAUUUGUAAUUUUAUUUAUUUAUUUUUUCCACUCAUCUUUCACUUGCAGUGGCUGCCCCUUUACCCUAUCUGAGAGAAUCAUUGUACAUUGACCUGGAACUAGUAUACAAUCUCAGCUGAACACAUUGAGACUAAAGAUAAUAGAGUACACCGAUCAUAUAACUUUCACAAAUAUAUGUCCCUGACAUGUAUGCUAAAUGGAUGUGUUAUAUAAAGGCUAUUCAUCUGAGAAUACACUAUAGCAUACCAAUGACUUGAGCAUCAAAACCUGGCUAAAUAGGUUGCACAGUAUAAGCAAUUUAGUGAUUUGCACAAAUGUUUUUAAACUGAUAACUUUUAAUAACUCAUUGCAAAAAAUAAAUAAAUACUGCAAAUGUGCAUUGUUCUGAAUGACACUGUGCAAUAGUAAUAAUCUAUUUUAAUAUGUCCAUUACCUAAACUGCAAAAUGGACAAAGAUGGGUGGUAACUGAUUACAUGUAAUCUGGAUUAUGUAAUCAAAUUCCCAAAAUUAAGCACUUUUAAUUGGGUUAAAUAAAAUGUUAAAAUACUGUAAUCGGACAAGAGUUACUUUUUUAUCGAUGAUUACAUAUUAUUCACACAAUAGCAAUAACUGUUUCAUAAUUUAUGGAUUCUUACUAAUUCCUUUUUUUUU
Molecule: messenger RNA, 2778 nt
Organism: Carassius gibelio (silver crucian carp)
Lineage: Eukaryota; Metazoa; Chordata; Actinopteri; Cypriniformes; Cyprinidae
Gene: dedd
Product: death effector domain containing
Exons: 6
Coding region: 329-1543 (404 amino acids)
Biological process (GO): extrinsic apoptotic signaling pathway via death domain receptors; regulation of apoptotic process; apoptotic process
Cellular component (GO): nucleolus
Molecular function (GO): DNA binding; protein binding
Source: RefSeq, a predicted model, not a curated record